GACAUCAAGCCCGAACUCUGCACAAAAGCCCUGAACCUCUCAGUCAAACUCAGCUAGUUCCAAUAUACUCACACCUCUCUGAGACUGUGAACCAACGCAUCGACACACCAUGUUCUCUAGCUUCCUCAAGAACGUUGUCGAUGCCGUAGCGCCCAAUCCAAAUGACCAACGCCAUCAGGCUAAUCCCACACACGGCUUUCGCGUUCUCAAAGUCAAAGAAGGCAGUCCGAGUGCCGCUCAAAAGAUUGAAUCCUUCUACGAUUUUGUCGUUGCUUGUGAUGGCGUCAAGCUCAAUGACGAUGCAUCCUGGUUGCAACAAUACCUGACUAAUGCACAACGUCCCAUUACACUCUCUCUUUGGUCUGCAAAAGGUGGGACCUUGCGUGAUGUCAUCUUGCCACCACCGACAUUGACUGGUAAGCCUGUUGGUUUAUCGCUUCGUUGGUGUCCCACGGCGCCAACAACAGAGAACGUCUAUCACAUCUUGGACGUUGCAGCACGCUCACCCGCCGCUGUUGCUGGGUUACGACCGCAUGAGGACUUUAUCGUCGGUACACCAGAAGGUCUUGUCCGUGGUGAAUCUGGCCUUGGCGAGCUCAUUGAAGAUCAUUUAGACAAGCCAUUACAGUUAUACGUCUUCAACGCCUACCACAACGCAACACGUCUCGUGACACUCACACCAUCACGCACAUGGGGCGGUCAAGGCGCCAUGGGUUGUGGUAUUGGUUUCGGUGCCUUGCAUCGACUUCCAAAACCACUGACACAAGGUGAACCUGCAAAAGAAGGUCAAACGUUAUUUGAGAAUCCACGAGCAAGUCUCGAUGCUGGAGAUGGGUUCAUGACGGGUGCGCAAUUGGCUGCGACAGGUGGUACGGUCGGUGCGACAACGACAGCUGUGCCUGCUGCGCCUGUCGCUGGUGCAGUAGGGGUUGCGAAACCAAAGAAGAAGACACGUAUGACGAGUGCGGAUAUUGAAGCGAUGAUGAAUGAAGGCGAGGAAGAACGAGCGACAGAGACAGGAACGACUUCUACAAAGCUCGAUCUGACGACACCACCACCACCUGUCGCGGCAACCAAGAAGACGACACAGGUAGCGGAUGACAAGGAAGACGAAAAGGCCGAUAGCAAGGAGUCGUAGACACUAUUCAUACCGCUCUACAGCAUUUUCAGAUUACAACGGCUUGGC
Messenger RNA from Protomyces lactucae-debilis, 1186 nucleotides. Its product is annotated as GRASP55/65 PDZ-like domain-containing protein. Bases 110 to 1138 code for a protein of 342 amino acids. Gene Ontology annotation, molecular function: protein binding. The transcript is spliced from 3 exons. Gene Ontology annotation, cellular component: Golgi apparatus. Lineage: Eukaryota; Fungi; Ascomycota; Taphrinomycetes; Taphrinales; Protomycetaceae. The record is from RefSeq and is a predicted model, not a curated record. Gene Ontology annotation, biological process: Golgi organization.